Molecule: messenger RNA, 1448 nt
Organism: Bombus impatiens (common eastern bumble bee)
Lineage: Eukaryota; Metazoa; Arthropoda; Insecta; Hymenoptera; Apidae
Gene: Rtca
Product: RNA 3'-terminal phosphate cyclase
Exons: 8
Coding region: 258-1394 (378 amino acids)
Biological process (GO): RNA processing
Cellular component (GO): nucleus
Molecular function (GO): RNA-3'-phosphate cyclase activity
Source: RefSeq, a predicted model, not a curated record
AGAAUAACCGGAACGAUAAGAGUGAACACUUUCAUUUCUGGGAUUACCCUGUAGAAUUCAUUCAUAACGCACUACUUAAAAGAACAUUAAAGAUUGGAAAGUUAACGUACAUUAAUUUUUAUAAACAAUAUAAUACUAAGUAUGUAAACAACUUCAGUUUCGUUUAUAAAGAUUCCGAAAAAAGCAACAUUUUAGUAAAAAAUAUAUUUUCCUCAGUGUUGCGUACAUUUCGUACACUUGAUUGUAUUAUCCGUACUAUGUCUUCGAUACAAAUUGAUGGAAGCCUAGGCGAAGGUGGUGGUCAGGUAUUAAGAAUUGCACUUUGCCUGAGUGCAUUAUAUAAAAUUCCAAUUAAAAUUAAUAAUAUACGAGCAGGUCGUCCUAAGCCUGGCCUUGCUGCACAACAUUUAAAAGGAGUAGAACUGUUAAAAGAUAUGUGUAAUGCAGAAGUUUAUGGAGCUCAUAUAGGAUCAACAACUUUAGAGUUUAAACCUGGUCAGUUAAACACGGAUAAAAAACACACAUUCUUUGUGGAUACAGGAACUGCUGGCUGUAUUUGUUUGUUAGCUCAAGUAGCUUUACCUUGUGCCCUUUUUCUUCCAAAAAAGGAUACAGUUACAUUGAUUCUUAAAGGUGGCACAAACGUUCCUAUGGGACCACAUAUAGAAUAUUUUACAGAAAUAUUCAGACCAUUACUUAAUAAAUUUGGAGCUGAUUUUGAUUUUAGAGUUAUAACAAGGGGUUAUUAUCCAAAGGGAGGUGGAGAGGUACAUUUGUACAUUAAACCUGUACAUACUUUGAAAGCUAUUACUUUAACUGAUCCAGGAAUUCCACAUGAAAUAGUAGGAUGGGCAUAUGUUGCAGGUGUUGUUCACAUUAGAGAAGCACAUAGAAUGGCAAAUGAUGUAAAAUCAGUUUUAACAAAAGGUUUAAAUAAAUCUAAUAUUCCAUUGCCACCUAUAAAUAUCGAAGUUUAUAAAGAGGAUAGAUCUGUAACUAUUGGUAAUGGGUCUGGCAUCAAUGUAAUGUGCGCUACGACUAGUGGAUGUGUUUUUGGUGGAUCAGGAUUGGGUUCUGGACGUCAAGAGCAAGUAGCACCAGGUAUACAGGCAGCUAAUGAAAUAUUGGACACAAUUUUAGCAGAAUCCUGCGUUGACGAACACGCACAAGAUCAAUUAGUCAUCUUGAUGGCUUUAGCUAAAGGUACUUCUAAAAUUAAUCUCGGAAGUAAAAAACUUACUUGUCAUACUGAAACAGCUAUAAAAGUGGCAGAAUUGGUCUUACAACAGUUUAAUCUUCAAUUUAAGUUAUGCGAAAAUAGAAAUGAUGGAAGUAAUAAUUCCUAUACCUUAGAAUGUGAAGGUUGUGGGUACGAAAAUAAAGAUAUAAAAUAAGUAACAGUUGUAUAUUCAGAAUAAGUAAAUGCAAAAUGCAUAGUACAUGUAUUA